AUGUCAGUUUCAACAAACUCAAUUAAGCUCCUAGCGGGUAACUCGCACCCAGAAUUGGCUAAACUGGUAAGCCAGAAGCUCGGUGUUGAGCUUAGCAAGAUCCAGGUUUCGCAAUAUUCGAAUCAAGAGACCUCUGUGACAAUCGGCGAAUCAGUCCGUGACGAAGAUGUCUUCAUUCUUCAAACUGGAUGUGGAGAGGUUAACGACUAUCUCAUGGAGCUGCUUAUUAUAAUUCACGCCUGUAAAACAGCAUCUGCUCGAAGAAUCACUGCUGUUAUCCCCAACUUCCCAUAUGCUCGUCAGGAUAAAAAGGACAAGGGAAGAGCUCCUAUUACUGCGAAGCUCAUGGCUAACAUGCUCCAAACUGCUGGAUGUAACCAUGUCAUCACUAUGGACCUGCACGCCAGUCAGAUUCAAGGCUUUUUCGAGGUUCCUGUAGAUAAUUUAUAUGCGGAACCCACUGUGCUGCGAUAUAUUAGGGAUCAAGUCGACUAUUCCAAUUCAGUUAUCGUUUCUCCCGAUGCUGGUGGUGCUAAGAGAGCCGCUGCUUUAGCCGACAGACUGGAUCUUAACUUUGCACUUAUUCAUAAAGAAAGACAAAAGGCAAAUGAAGUCUCCCGCAUGGUCCUCGUGGGUUAUGUACAAGACAAAGUUUGUAUCCUUGUUGACGACAUGGCCGAUACCUGUGGUACUCUGGUCAAAGCUGCUGAGACAUUAAUAUCCCAUGGUGCUAAAAAGGUCAUAGCCAUUGUUACUCACGGUAUUUUCUCUGGAGAUGCUGUCAACCGUAUCAACAAUAGCCCCUUAGACAAAGUCGUGAGUACGAAUACUGUUCCCCAUGAUAAUAUCCAAGCCCAAUGCCCAAAACUCGACCAUAUCGACAUCAGUCCCACUCUUGCCGAAGCCAUCCGUCGUCUCCACAACGGAGAGAGUGUAUCCUAUUUAUUCACCCAUGCCCCUCUAGGCUAG
Messenger RNA from Sugiyamaella lignohabitans, 969 nucleotides. It is a transcript of the gene PRS2, whose product is annotated as ribose phosphate diphosphokinase subunit PRS2. The transcript has a single exon. Gene Ontology annotation, molecular function: magnesium ion binding; ribose phosphate diphosphokinase activity. Gene Ontology annotation, cellular component: ribose phosphate diphosphokinase complex; cytoplasm. The record is from RefSeq and is a predicted model, not a curated record. Gene Ontology annotation, biological process: purine nucleotide biosynthetic process; 5-phosphoribose 1-diphosphate biosynthetic process; ribonucleoside monophosphate biosynthetic process. Lineage: Eukaryota; Fungi; Ascomycota; Dipodascomycetes; Dipodascales; Trichomonascaceae. The coding region runs from base 1 to 969 and encodes 322 amino acids.